This is a messenger RNA of Schistosoma bovis, 7372 nucleotides long. NCBI's taxonomy places the organism in Eukaryota, Metazoa, Platyhelminthes, Trematoda, Strigeidida, Schistosomatidae. The record is from the annotation of a GenBank genome assembly.
AUGAUAGAACUGGACGCUUCCCCAAAGAAGGGUCGGUGGGAGGAGGUGACCAGUUUAUUACCUUCUUCCAAGUGCACUAUUGGUAACAAACCCUUUGAGAUGAAUAAAGCCAGUGGAGUGCUUUGCAUUGAUAUUGAAAAUUUAGGUUCAUUCGGAGGAAACCAUCAGUCAAAUUAUUUUAGUCCGUUACAACCACAUUAUAGUAUAACGUUCAAAGACUAUCCUUCAGAAUACGGAGCACUACCUCAGGCCGAUUGUGCAGCAUCAAAUGUUGAAUUUCUUUCAUACCCUCAUUCCAUGGCCGAUUCACAAGGCAAUCGUGACGAACUCAGCACUCCAAUAACAAUAACUGGAUUUGAUAAUUCUUCUGGCAUAAGCGCGGAUUCCUAUUUAUCUAAUCAAUUCAAUGAUAUUUCACAACAAUUACCUGGUCAUAAUCCUUUCUAUGCAUUUGAACAAUCCAAUUUAAUAAUUCCCAAUCCACUUCAUUCAAAUCCUCAUUCAUCUCAUCAUCAUAUUCAUCAUCAUCAUCAUGAACAUCAACAUUAUGGUAUGGAUCAAUCAACAGAUCAACUACACAAUUCUAAUAAUGAUAAUAUAAUUCCUAAUGAAAUUUCAACUAAUACAAUUCCUCAUGGUGAUUAUGCAUUAACACAACAACAAAAAAAUGAAUUAUAUUCAUCAAUAUUUUCAGAAUCGAAUUAUUUUCUAUCAAAUACCACGGUAAAUACUUUAUCAAAUGUACAAUAUUCUAAUUCAAAAUGUAUUCAACAGCAUAUACCUGAAUCAUAUCAAUCAGUGAUAUGGUUAAAUCAAGAACAUUCACAAAUACAAUUACAAGAACAUUUACAUUAUACAUCGAAUGGAAUAAUUACAACACAUAAUCAUAAUCAUAAUUACCCAUUAAUAAUUAAUAAUGAGAAUAAUGAGAACAUGAAUAAAAAUUGUAAUGAAUUAUCAAAUAUUAAAGUAAAUAAUACAGAAAUGGAUAGUGUUUUACCUGUUCCAAUCGAGACUGUGUCAACCACCAUGACUGAUGGUAAAAAUAUUCAUGUUCAAGACAAUGAUAAUGAUGUUAUCAUGAUGCGACCAUUAGUUGAACAGUCAAAUCAUUUUGAAACAUCUGAACAUUUAUCUGGGAAUACUGUGAUAUCAAAUGAUUUAAUUGAUAAUAUCUAUUGUAAUAAUAAUAAUAAUAAUGAGACUACUGUUACUGCUGCCAAUAAUAAUAAUCAUCAUCAUUAUGAUACAAAUAUAAUUCCAUUACAAAUUUAUCCUACAAUAUUUCAACCAAAUUAUUCACCGGCUACAUCAUCAUCAUUAUCUUCAUCGUCGUCCUCUUGUUCAUCUUCUUCAUUUUCAUCAUUAUCAUCAUUGUCAUCUUCAAUGGUUUUAUGCACAGAAACAUUAACAAUAACUCCAGCAACAGCAAAAUCAUCAUUAGUAACAACAACCACAACAAACAUUUCACCUUCAUCUUCAUAUUAUACAAAUCAAGAUUAUAAAUUGACUGGUUUGAAUUUUCAUCAACAACAUUUAAAAUCGAACAAUCAUACUGAUUGUAAUAAUACUAUGGUUACUAAUAAUGUUAAUAGUAAUAAUAAUAAUAGCAAUAAUCAUUCUAAUGAAAAAAAGUGUAAAGUUUGCGGUGAUCGAGCUGUAAAUCAUAAUUUUGGUCAAUUAACUUGUGAAUCAUGUAAAGCAUUUUUUAGACGUAAUGCCCACAAAGGUCUAUCCACUUUGAUGGUGACUCGCAUGCUUCGUACAAAUGAUACAUCAUCAUUGAUAUAUGAACCGAAUCGUACGGCACAUAUAAAAUCAAGAGGUCUUGUGGAAUUAACAUGUACAGCGAAAUCCGGAGAACAUGUAAUCACACCAACUACUCGUCGCGAAUGUCCAUCGUGUAGAUUAAAACAAUGUUUUCGAGUUGGUAUGAGACCAGACCUUAUACAAGUUCGUAAAAAAGACGGAAGUAAACCACGAUGGUUGGAUAAAGUUCCACGUGCAGCUAUUGUUCAUGAACAACAUUUACAAUCUUCUGAAGCAUUACAAUGGUCAACAAAUAUUAAUAGUACUACGUUUCACAAUAAUAAUCACAGUGAUAAUAAUAAUAGUAAUAGUAAUGGUAAUAGUACAAUUAAUAAUUCUAAUCAUCGCAUAAAAUACCGCUUAAAUCCUGAUAAAUUUUCUAAAAAUAAAACGAAAGAAUUGAAGCCUCAUCUAACUGAACAUCAACCUAUAGAUAUCAACAACAAUAAUAAUAAUAAUCGUAAUAAUAAUAAUAACAAUAAAGAAAACAAUAUAAGCUGUAUGGAAAAAUCGAUUAAUUUGAAAAGAUUCAACAUUAACUCAAAUGAUUCGAUAGAAAUCCUGUCAGAUCCUUCAAUCCUUGCUCCUCAUCAGCAACAUCAUUAUCAUCAUCACUCAUCUUCUAUUUCACCUUGUUCUAAUCAUCAUCAUCAACAGCGUCAACAAUAUGUAGAAGAAGAAGUGACUAAUGAUGACCGAUUAAAUGAUUAUAUUAUGUGCGUAACAUCAAGUCCAUCACUGAAUACAUCAAAUAUUUUAAAUAAUGUUCAUUAUUCAAUUACUUCAAAUAAUCUUGAUAAAGACUUAAUUAUAAAUUCAGUAACCACUGGAAUAAUUACUGAUAACAAUACUAAUAGUAGUACAAGUGAUAGGACAAGUCCUAGAAUAACAACUACCAUAGCAACUAAUUAUUUUCCAGCUGAUACAGUUUUUCAUUUCAAUAGUUUAAUCAUUCCAAAUUCAUGUCAAAAUAAUAAAUACGGUGAUAUCAAUUUAACUGAUUGGAAUACAUCAUCGGAAAAUGGUGACAAUAAUGAAACUACUCUAAAUAAUGUCAACUGUAUUACGUCCUCACCAUUAUUAUCAUCAUCGUCUCUUAUCAUACCAUCUACAACGACGUUGACAGAAGCGACAAUAGCGAUGGUAAAAGUAACUUCUGGUAGUACUGUUACAAAUACCAAGAAAACAACGAUAGCAAAUACAAGAAUUAAUAAUAAUGAUGAUGAUAAGCAACCUUCAUCGAAUUUACUUUACACAGAACAUCAACAACAUCAUCAUCAUCACCAAAAUGUGGACUUCAGCACUUUGAAUGAUAUCAAUCACUUAGAUGACCUCAUUCUAUUAACUGAUUCUACUGAAUUGAUUGAACAACAAGAAAGUACAAAUCAAUUAAAACCACCUUCGAAAAUUCUAUCACCAUCAGCUUUUACACAACCACCACCACCACCACCAACAACAACAACACCUCCACCACCACCAAUGACAACAACAACAUCUUUAACCUCGGCAAUAAUAUUACAUAAUAAUUUAUCUAAAAAUAAUUUAAUGUGCAAUUUUAUGAAUGAUCAUUCAAUUGUUUCACCCUGUAUAACAUCUAGCUUAAUGUAUUCAACUGAUACAUCAAUUAUACCUAAUAUACCGAAUAUACCAAAUAGUUUAACAGAAAUGUGUAAACAUUCAAAUGUUACACCAUUAUGGAGUACUUCAUCAAUAGAUGAACAAUUCACAAUACCGAUAAUCACCGCACAACAAAAUGAAUCUUUGUUAUCAACUUAUUCAAAUAAUAAUAAUAAUUCAAUCAAUCAAUCAUUAGAAUGUAUUUCAAUAAAUAGUCAUGAUAAAUUAUCAUUUGAUUUAUCAUUAAAAACUACAAUGAAUUCAUUGUCAAGUGAACUGUCUCCAUUAUUACCAACUUCUUCUGUUUCCUUGUUCUCGUUUUCGUCUUCUUCUUCUUCUUUGUCGUCGUCGUCAUCAUCAUCAUCAUCAUCGUCGUCGUCGUCUAUUUCAAUUAGAUGCAAUGAACUACAAUUAGAUGUGAAUUCUAUUAAAUCUUUACAAUUUGAACAAAACAGUAAUAAUAAUAAUAAUUACACGAAUACUAAUUACAUCUUACCGGUUGAUUUAAAUAAUAUACUAUUCUUGAAUGAAAGUAAAUUAUCAGACGAUUAUCCAAUAAUAAGUAUUCCCGAUAGUAGCAAUAAUAAUAAUAAUAAUAAUAAUAAUAAUUCUUGGUCAAAUCUGAAUCAUCAUCAAUUGGAUUCAAAUAAACCAGAAUUACAAACAAAAUGUGAACAAAUUUUCACUGUUCUAAACAAAAAUGAUAAUGAAAUUGAUGGAAUGUCUGGUAUUUUCCAAAAUAAAAAUCAAUUAUAUAAUGAAAAUACCAUAACUAUUCCAAUAAAUUUAACUAAAGUAAAGAAAUCAUGGUCAAAUAUAUGGCAAAAUGGAUUCAUUCCAAAUCCUGAAAAAAUUGAUUUAAAUUUAGAUUACACUGAAUAUCCUACAUUGAAAUGGUGUCUUACAAUAGCUAAUAUAUGGAGUGAUUUAUUUCUACGUCGUAUUUCAGUAUUUGCAAUGUCAUUAUUAGGUGAUCUUAUACAAGAUAAUAAUAAUAAUAAUCAUGAUGAUGAUAAAAUGGGAUCUUUGUCAAGUUGUCAUAACAACAAUAAUCAUGAACAUGAGGAUAAUAAUCAAAGCAUUAAUGAAUCUAAUAUAUACAUUUCAACAAAUGAAUAUUUUAAUGAUUGUAAUCAAAUUCAUGGAUUAUUUCAAAAUGAAAGAGAAAAUAAUAUAGAUCAUGUAUUGAAUGAUAUGAAUGAUCCAUAUUUAACAUGGGAUGAUAUGUUAUGGAUAGCAAAAAAUCGAUUUACAGAUUGUGUCCCCGUUUUAUUAAUUGGUUGUUCUUUGUUGGUUAAUAAAACUGUGAUACCAUCAUCAUCAUCAUCAUCAGCAGCAGCAGCAGCAGCAUCGUCGUCAUCAUCAACAUUAUUAUCAGCCAAUUUUAAUCAAGAAACCCCAACAGAUUUAAAUCAUUCAAAUAACCAUUUUUCAAUUGGUAACAAUAAAUUCACUGAUGAUUUAGAAAAACUAUCAUUUCAGUGUUCAAUUAAUCAUAAUAAUAAUAAUAAUAAUAAUAAUAAUAACAAAGAUGGGGAUCAUUGUUUAAUAUCCUCCUCAUCAUCAUCAUCAUCGUCGUCGUGCUCGUCAUCAUCAUCAUCAACCAGAAUAACGACAUCAAAUAAGAAAUAUAAUACAAAGUUAAUAUAUUUUCAAACAGAACCUAAUUGUGUACAUGUUUUAGAUUUAACAAAAUUAAGUAAUGCUUUAGGAGAUUUAAGUACAGAAGAUUCACUUAUCAAUACUACUACUAAUACUACUGAUAAUAUUAAUAAUAAUAAUAACAGUAGUAAUGGUAAUAAUCAUAAUAAUAAUGGGAUAAUUCAUUCUAAAAUUGUAAAUCAUCAUCAUCAUCAUAAUAAUAAACAAGUUGCUUAUCCAAUAUUAAAAUAUCUUGAUGCUUAUAUAUCUCAAUUAAGUAGUUUCUUAGCUCAUCAUCCAUUAUUAUUAAGUGCAUAUAUGGCAUUAAAAUUAACUGAUCCAAUAUUAAUAAAAAAUGAAGAAAUUUCUGAUCAAAUUAUAAAUGAUUCUCAUUUCAAUCAUAUAAAAUAUGAAUGGAAUAUAAUUAAAAUUAAACGUAAUCAACGUUUACAACGUUUACAUGAACAUUUUUUAAAUUUAUUUCAUGAAGCAAUUGAUAUAGUUGCUAUGGAAACAACACAAUUAAAUAUUGAUUUACAAAUGAAUAAUCAUAAUCAUAAUCAAUAUAUCAAUAAUAAUAAUAAUAAUACAACAUUUAUAUCACAAGAGAAAAUUGCUGCCAAUUCACGACGUAUUAUGUUAACAGAAUUUUUAGAAUGGAGUCGUGAAUUUGAUGCUACAUGGCAUCAUUUUCAAUAUGAUAUAUGGAAACAAGUUAGAAUGAAACAAACUAUAGAAUUAUUAUAUCAUAAUAAUAAUAAUGAAAAUGAUGAAUAUAAAAUAUCAAAAGGAUUAAAUGGAUUAUUUAAUAAACAAUUAAAAUUGAAUGAAAAUGAUUUAUUCAGUAUAUUAUGGGAUGCUAAAAAUGAACAAUCAUUCACUAUGUAGUAGCAUAUUAAUGUUCAUGAUGAUGCCGAUGAUGAUGAUGAUGGUGAUGAUGAUGAUGAUGUGGUUGAAAUUUCGUGAUAUUUACUUCAUGUGAUCAUCAAAAUGUCUUCCAAAAUUGAUUUAUUUUCAUUUAAACAAACAAAAAAAAAAGAGAAUUCCUUAUCUUAAUCUACUCUAAUAUAAAACAAUAUUCUGCUGAAUAAUUGUGACGUUUAGAGAAUCAGAAAAGUAUACACUCACACACACACACGCAUACACAUAUAUACCUACAGAGAGAGACAGAGGGAGAGAGAGAGAGAGAAAGAUAAGGAAGGAGACUAAAACUUGAGAAAGAAUCCCUUACAUAAUUGUACAGAUAAACAAUCUUAAUCAUAUAUGCUUGUAUAAUUUAGAACAGAACAACAAAUUAAACAUGAUCCAAAUAAAGAUAUUCCUUCUUUUUUUUUCUCUUCACAUUCACAUAUAUAGAUCACUGGAAAUACAGUAAAGACAUGUAAUAAUAAUAAUAAUGAUACGUUGCAAUUUACAAAUUCACUAUUUUCAGUACACAAACUAUUUAAACAAGAAUACAGAAAUCGUUUGUUUUUUUUUAAAAAAAAAUUUCUCCCGCCUUUUUUUCGUUUCUAUUUGUACUCAUGUGUGCACGUACAUGCGCACACACACACUCACAUACAUACAAUCAUUAAAUAAUUCAUGAAUAGUAAUUGUAUGAUAUAGUGAAUUGUGUUCUUUCUAGCAAUUGCUCAAUGGAAACUAAUGUGUUUUGGUUUUGUUAAUAACUCUGUUUUCUUUUUCUUUUUCUUUUCUUCAGUAGUAUAUAUUGUAUUUACUUUAUAUUAAUAUUGAUCUGUCAUUGUUUGUUUGCAUUUUGUUUGAGUCAAAAGUCUUCUAUUUCCGUUUUUGUUUUCUUUCUUUUUCUUCUUUAAUACAGUUACCUGGUUAGUUCGAAGUUCCUUUUUUCUCUUUCCAAUAUGUAUUCCUUUAAAUAUAUUAGAUCUAUCAAAGUGCCUUCAAUAAUUUGUCAGAUUAUCAUUUUCUUCUUUAUCUUCUUCUUGUUUUUUUGCAUUUUAUUCUUAAGUUAUAACAAUACAGUGUUGUUUUUGUUUUGAUUAUGAUCAUUUCUUCGAUCUAUUUUCUUAAAUGAAUCUUUAUAUAACAGAUAAAAAUGGUUACCAUGGAUACAAUCAUUUUAAGCGUGUCUCUAUUCAAACAUAAUGUACAUGCUUAAAAAAAGUCAAUAGUAUUCAAUUCAUUUAAUGUUAAUAAGAAAUUUCGAAUUGGAUUAUUUGUAAUUCCAUAAGGAUGUUUGUCUAACUGGGGAUUGUUUUCUUUUUUUUUCCGAGGAAAGUAACGAUAUCAGUAUUAAGUGCCCUUCUGACGUCUAGGUACAUACAUAUAUAUAAUAUAUAUACAUAUU